Agrilus planipennis (emerald ash borer) is the source of this 2191-nucleotide messenger RNA. Its product is annotated as helix-loop-helix protein delilah-like. Bases 564 to 1271 code for a protein of 235 amino acids. The transcript has a single exon. The record is from RefSeq and is a predicted model, not a curated record. Gene Ontology annotation, molecular function: protein dimerization activity. Lineage: Eukaryota; Metazoa; Arthropoda; Insecta; Coleoptera; Buprestidae.
GCCGGAUAAACCUCAGUGACCAACUCGCGGUCUGCCUAAUAGGACGUCUGAUAAUCCGCGAACAUCAUCCACGACAAGACGCGUCUUAUGUUAUAACUUCUGAAGUACAUACGAGCCGAAAGCUCCGAGAGAUCGAUGCUGGGUCAGUAGACGAACUCGCUCGGAGAUUCCGACGAACGAUAAAGUGCGGAUGUGGAUGAAAUAUAAAACGCGUGACGAAUUGCGUGCGAUUAAUUAAGAAAGAAAAAAACGCGGUAUCUAAGUCGAGCGAUCUGUCUCAGCUAGCACGCGUAAGUAAUGAAUGGAGCCGUCAAUAUAAUCCGAAAUGCGAAAGAAGUCGGUGUCAGUUGUAACUGACGGAGCAAUCAGUUCGUGUACACGAUUUAACAAGCGUGACCAGUAAAUUGGUUGGUAGUCGGAGGCGCGUAAAUAUUCGCUUAACGCGCUAAACACCGAUCGAUACACGCAAAUCGAUGCCUAUUCGACAAAUGACGAGUCAACGCAACGCAACACAAACUACCGAAUAAAUUUAUUGUUCAUUAUCAAAAUAAACGCAGUCGGAGAUGUCGACGAUGGAUUCGCUCCUGCAGUACGACGCCGAACUCACGCAACGUCUCUCUCAUCCGUUGGAAGACAUGGCCUAUCCGGAUGCGAACAACAACGAGGGCUGCGACCCCACGACGACUUCGUCCCCUAAGGAAGACAAAUAUUCUCUCAGGCCACGAUCGGUGCGUAGAGUAACUGAAUCGUUACGUAAACAACAAUCUUCCGAGACUGACAGUACGAAGCCGACGAAACCGGCGAAACCAAAGCAAAAACCUGCUCCACUGAGCAAAUAUCGUCGGAAAACUGCGAACGCACGAGAACGAAGUCGCAUGAGAGAAAUAAAUCAAGCGUUCGAAACGUUACGAAGGGCCGUACCACAAACCCUGUCGCAAACGCACGUCGGUAACAAUGAAAAAUUAACGAAAAUCACGACGUUGAAGCUUGCGAUGAAAUACAUUUCGACGCUGAGUGCCACGCUGAAUUCCGCGGAAGCGACGCUACCCGAUUUCGGCUCCGACUACAGUGACCUGGACUAUCUUCUCUUGGAAUCCGAUGGAGAGUCGUUGCCGUUAUCAGACAACUCGUUGCUCGCAUCCCCGGACUUCCCGGAACCUUCUCUCUCGCCCGUUGACUUCGAUGACCCAUCGCUCCCAGUGCUUCUGCAGACGGAUUUCUCCGAUCACGGAUUGGAACCAACGGAUUUCAGUGAUUUUUUGUUAACGUAACGAAUGGAUUAUUAAAGUGAGGACAACACAAUCGACUAAUUGACUAAAAGUAUUUAGGCGAACUAUAAUCAUGCGAAUACAUUAGAUUCUUCACUUUAUUUUGUAUAUAGUUCCUAGUCUAAAUUUCCAAUAAGGGCUGUAAAUGCUUUUGAAAUGAUAUUAUUGAGGAAGAGCUUAAGUGUGGUGCGUACAAGAAGAAAAGAAAUAAGAAUUGUUAAGUGAUACGUAGUUCGCCUCUAUCCAAAAGAUGCAAUAAUUGUUGUUAAGUAAGUUACACACUAGCAUAAAUCAUUGUAAAGUUACGUAGGCAUUUAUAUAAUGUUAUCAUCAACAGCAAUAAUGAAGUCAGUCGUUCUAUAUUUUGUUAACAUCAAUCUAUAGAAUUUAAGAAAUGAAAGAACAAAUGCAGCAAAUCGGCUGCUUCAUUUUUACAAAACUUUAUUAAAAAGUGAAGUCUUUGUAUACAUUUGUGCCUAUUUGAUCGAUAAAAUGUUUAAAUAAAGAGAAAGUGUAAAUAUUGUGAUAAUAAUCGUAUUUUUAUUAUAAUUUUCACAUGACCUACAUUAUACGGGAGAAAUUACGAUAGUGCCCCUUUUUAAAAUCUCAAAAGGGUAAACUUUUGUUUUCUUCUGUGCCUUGAUCUGUAAAUAACCAAUUAGCUGACAAAAAAUAAUAAACACAAAAAUGUUUACUAAAUUUAAAAUGUAGUAAUCAAGAACAUCACACUGUGGCAAAUAAGUUAUCUCCUUUAUUGAACAUAUCGAAUAUAAGCUUAAGAGCUAAACGAAGCAUCUCAAUAAAAAAUAAUUCUGCGUAAUCUAUCAAUGAUUCAUCUAAGACUAUUCUUGAAGUUUUUAAUAGAUAAGACAGUUAAAUGUACGUAAUAAAAAUUCUCUCGUGAGUUUCAUUACAAAAUGUCC